Serendipita indica DSM 11827 is the source of this 657-nucleotide messenger RNA. The record is from the annotation of a GenBank genome assembly. NCBI's taxonomy places the organism in Eukaryota, Fungi, Basidiomycota, Agaricomycetes, Sebacinales, Serendipitaceae.
AUGCCAAAGAAUGAGGCCUAUGGCUUGGGCGGAAGGAGUCUGGGUGGGACUACGCUUGAACCCGUGCCAAGGCUCCUGCAUAGUAUGCCAUAUAGGCAAAUCAGCAAUGACUUUAAGCAACGCUGUCUCUUCCUCCUUGAUCAUACAGAGAUUUAUGAUGACGUUUCAAGCAUCCCCGGCGUCUCAAAGUCAAGUUUGAAGCGAUGGAAGAAAAAUUAUGAAAAAUAUGGAUCCGUGUCCCCCCCUCGCUCAGUCCUCUCUGGAAAACCUCGCAAUCUUAAUGCUUGGGAUGUAGAGCAUCUUGACGAGCUCCUCACCAACAAUCCGGACCUCCUUCUCGAGGAAGUACAUGAGUGGCUGGCAUUGCUCAAGGACGCCCGCAUAUCCCAGUCUACCAUUUACAGAGCUAUCAAGGACCUUGGAUACUCUCAUAAGAAGCUCAAGCUGCGCGCAUAUGGUCGAGAUGAGGAGGAGAUUGCUGCCUGGAAAGCAGAUUUUGGGCGCCGCUCUCGCACAGACCAGAUCAUUGCAAUUGAUGGAUCAAUUAAAGAUGUUAGGACACUCUACAGAACAACAGGUGGCUCUGUAGAGGUCAGGAUGUGGUUCGACAGGUGGAUGCUCCCAGAGAGGACCGCUUCUCACUCCUUCCAGCAAUGA